Molecule: messenger RNA, 1068 nt
Organism: Drosophila serrata
Lineage: Eukaryota; Metazoa; Arthropoda; Insecta; Diptera; Drosophilidae
Source: RefSeq, a predicted model, not a curated record
AUUUCAACUGAAGGCGUCAGCAGCAUUAUGAGAAAAAUAUAUUUACUCCUUCUGAUGGCCCAAUUUGUGGUCUCGAGUCGAAAUUUAAACCAAAUUCUUGAUCGCGACGAAUGGAUUAGCAUUGCGAAGAAGUAUAUAAAGAACCACAAGCCGUAUAAAGUAAUAAGUUACGAGCCGUAUAAGCCACAAAUCGUUAACCUUACCAACUCAUUCGGUGGAGAAUUUUGGGAAACAACAAUAAGCCCGGAGGAAACAACUAAACACUCUACUGAGGAAUUUUCCACCACAGACACCACGCUUUUACCAGACUUAACAACAAACUCUGGUGAUACGGAUUUUAUGGAAACCACAACUAGUGCUUAUGACUUUUAUACAGCAACCUGGUCCACCACUGAAACUCAAGAAAUAACUACAGUGUCUCCAGAAACAAGUACUUUUAUUCAGACCACAACAGCGCAAAGCUUCUUUGAAAGGGACAGUACGACUUUAGAGUCUUUGGUGGAUAAAAUUAUUCAGGAGCAGCCGGAAACCACAACGGAAGUUUCGCUAAGCACCACAGAAACACCGGAAACUUUAACAUCAACCGAUGGCGAGUCUCUACCUUAUUACUCCACCAGCACGGAACCAACUGAUUCAACUAUCUGGCCUUGGUUUUCCUCUACAGAAUCGUCAGAUAUCACAACAGAAUCAAUAAUCAGCACAGAACCGCAGGAAAUGAGCACUUUAAUUGAUACUACAACACCUGAAUCUACCACGGUUGAAUCUGUGGAAGAUCAAAGUACGGAAACCUCUACAUCCUUGCUAGAUAUUAUUUCCACGACUCCUGGCUUCGAAACUACCACAACAUACUUGGAUACAGCUAUUGAAAGUACCGAAGAGACUUAUUUUGGAACUGAAACCACACCUUCAGGACUUAACUUUACAAAUCAAAUCCAAGAAGCCACAACUGAAGCCUCCAAAACCACAACAACGACGAAACGAGCAACUAUCGUGGAAGAUGCCAUCAGGCCGAAGAAGAGGAAAAUGAAGUACACUUCAGAUACAGAACCCGAAAUCUCAUGGGACUAG